Molecule: messenger RNA, 345 nt
Organism: Colletotrichum siamense
Lineage: Eukaryota; Fungi; Ascomycota; Sordariomycetes; Glomerellales; Glomerellaceae
Exons: 1
Coding region: 1-345 (114 amino acids)
Source: RefSeq, a predicted model, not a curated record
AUGAAGCUCGCAUUGUUGUCCUUCAUUGUAACUUCCGUUUCUGCGUGGUCGGUCACAUUCCAUGACCAUGACCAGUGCGCCGGUGGAACGACUUUCCACUACGGCGGCGGCUCCAACACCGGAACCGAGCACCUCGCUCAGUGCUUCACAAUGACUAGCAUCAACAAGUCGUACGCCAACUAUGAUGCCAAAAGUGUCAACAUCGUUUUCGGAGGUUGCACUAUUGACAUAUUCACGGAUCGUUUGACGUCGCCGGGACUUGCGGGGUUUGUGGCGUCAAUCAGCCAGCCAUCCAACUGGCAACGUAUCAAUCAAGUGCAGGAUGGAUGUAUUCAGUACGUUUGA